UGGGCGGGCGCGGGGCGCACCGGAGCCAGCGGAGCGCAGCGGAGCGGCCACCGCCGCCGCCACCCCCGAGCCCCCCCCCGCCGCCGCCGCCCUGCUCCCCCCCGCCGGCACCAUUCCCACCCCCGGGCGACAACGCGCCCCGGCCGGGCGGCGGCUCAGCCUGGGCCGGAAAACUUUGCUGGCGGCCGCGGCGGGGGUGGUGAUGGUGCUGGUGCUGGUGGUGCUCAUCCCGGUGCUGGUGAGCUCCGCCGGUACCGACGGCCGGUACGAGAUGCUGGGGACCUGCCGUAUGGUCUGCGAGCCCUAUGGCCCCGCCGCCGCCGCCCCCCCUCCGCAACCGGCCGAACGCGGCCCCCUCCCGCCGCCCUCCACCCUGGUGCAAGGUCCCCAAGGCAAACCGGGGCGACCAGGGAAACCGGGACCCCCGGGACCCCCGGGAGAGCCGGGACCCCCGGGACCGGCGGGGGCGCGGGGUGAAGUGGGACGACCGGGACCCCCGGGAUUACCGGGACCGGGGGCUACGGGUGCGGUGAGCGCGGCUACCUACAGCACGGUGCCGCGCGUCGCCUUCUACGCUGGCCUCAAGAACCCCCACGAGGGCUACGAGGUCCUCAAGUUCGACGACGUGGUCACCAACCUGGGCAACAGCUACGACGCCGCCUCGGGCAAGUUCACCUGCGCCAUCCCCGGCACCUACUUCUUCACCUACCACGUCCUCAUGCGCGGCGGCGACGGCACCAGCAUGUGGGCCGACCUCUGCAAGAACGGUCAGGUGCGGGCCAGCGCCAUCGCGCAGGACGCCGACCAGAACUACGACUACGCCAGCAACAGCGUCAUCCUGCACCUGGACGCGGGGGACGAGGUCUUCAUCAAGCUGGAUGGGGGCAAAGCCCAUGGCGGCAACAACAACAAGUACAGCACCUUCUCUGGCUUCAUCAUCUACUCGGACUGAGUCUGGACCCACAGCAUCGCCCCACGGCCCUCCAGCCCCACGGCAUCCCCCUGCUGCCAUCCAGCCCCACGGCAUCCUCUGAUGGCAUCCCCCAAUGACCGUCCAGCCCCAUGGCAUCCCUCUGCCAUGGUUCGGCCCCACAGCAUCCCCUCGCAGCCGUCCAGCCCCACAGCAUCCCCCCACUGCUGUCCAGCCCUAUAGCCUCCCCUUGCUACUCUCCAGCCCCACAGCAUCCCACUGCCAUGGUCCAGCCCCACAGCAUCCCCUCACAGUGAUCCAGGCCACCUACGGUGCCCCAAACCCCCCCUUUUCCCAUUAGCUCACCCCACAACUGCUAAUUGAGGGCUGGGGGGGCCACAGGAGGCUGGGGGCCAGCAAGAGGCUGAGGGAUCCCCCUGUGCUGCCCCACUGCACCCCCAUCCCCUGGCUGCGCACCCCGCUUGGUCCCGUGGCACCCUGCUCCCUGCUGCCUCCCCACACCCGGGGUGAUGCUGGGGGCCGGGGGGUCCCCGCCAGCAUGUAUAUAUGUACAGGACGCGCAGAUGUCUAUAUGGGUGCCCCCCUCCCGUCCGGCCCUGUGCUGGGGGGCUGCGCUGGGGUGGGGGGGGAGACACCUUGCUGCCCGACCCCGGGGCGACUCCAUGGUAAAGCAGAGCUGUGACCUC
Tyto alba (common barn owl) is the source of this 1617-nucleotide messenger RNA. It is a transcript of the gene C1QL1, whose product is annotated as complement C1q like 1. Gene Ontology annotation, molecular function: protein binding. Bases 203 to 952 code for a protein of 249 amino acids. The transcript is spliced from 2 exons. Lineage: Eukaryota; Metazoa; Chordata; Aves; Strigiformes; Tytonidae. The record is from RefSeq and is a predicted model, not a curated record.